AUGGCGCCGACUCCUCCACAAAUCUCAUCUACCGAAUCUCAACAAUCCUCAUUUGACAAUAACAUUUCGUCGAUUUUUCCACAAAUUCAGUUUUCGAGUCAAUUGCAGUUUUGGAUCACAAUGAUUGUUAUGAUUCCGGUUGUGUAUUUGGUCUAUAGACUUCUCAGGUAAUUAAAAUUUCUUUUUUUUUUUGCAAAUUAAAGUUUUUUAUAACCACAAAAACAAAGUUUUAUGAUGUUCUAAUCAAAACAAAACUUUUAAGUGCAUUAAAUUUUUUGAGAAAACAACAAUUCCAGUUCCACCUGGAAGUAAAUUCCUAUUUUUAAAUUAAAAUUUUUCAGAACAUUCUUCGCAUUCAUCAAAGCGAUUUUCAUUUAUGCGAUUGCUCCUCGAUUUUAUAAACCAAAUCUCGAACAAUACGCUCACAGAUACACAGGUUUGUAGAUAUUUAAAAAAUUAAAGAAAACGCGCAAUUUUCGUGAAAAAUUUUUAUUUUUCAAAAAAAGUUAACGCGCGUUGCGAGACACAAGAGAAAAAAUGUGUGCGCCUUUGAUGAGGGUACGGUAGAAAUGUUUUCUCAUUUUUUCUUUUUUUUUCGCACGCGCGUAACUUGGGUCAAUAUUAAUUUUUGCAGUUGUUUCUGGUGGAACUGACGGAAUCGGAAAAGCCUAUACUUUCGAAUUGGCUCGCCGAGGUUUACGCAAAUUUGUGUUGAUUGGCCGAAACCCGAAAAAAUUGGAAAGUGUCAAAUCGGAAAUUGAAGAUGUCUACGAGGAUGCACAAAUCAAGACAUUCGUUUUCGAUUUUGGAUCGACGGAUUUUAGCAAACUUCGAGAUUAUCUUAGUGAUAUUGAUAUUGGAUUUGCAGGUAAAGAUUUAUUUCUUUUCUCGAAAAUAAAAAACAAAUUCAAAAAUUUUUUUUAGUAAACAGCGUUGGAACUGGACGCGAAAAUCUCGAAAGAUAUGGAGACAACCCGGUCGAAGACACUCAAAUCCUACGAGUAAAUGGUCUUGGAGCCGCCGAAUUUCUCUCAUGCGUUCUUCCACCAAUGGAAGCUUCGGGUGGCGGACAAAUCGUUGUAUUGUCAUCGUCGCAAGGUGUUCGACCGAUUCCAAUGUUGGCCGCGUAUUGCGCAACAAAAUCAUUGCUCAGUUUUCUUUGCGAAUCGAUUGAUCGAGAAUAUAAAACGAUUAGUGUUCAGACUUUGAUCCCAGCGUUGGUUGCCACCAAAAUGACGUAUUACACGGUGAGAAUUAUUUCCCACGAGCUUACCCGAAGUUAAUUUUUUUGCAGGAAGGUUCAAUGUUCGUCGUAACCCCAGAAAACUUCUGUCGCCAAGCUGUCGGUUCCAUCGGACUAACCAAAAAGACAGCCGGAUGUUUGAACCAUGAUCUUCAAAUGCUCGGAUUCCACUUUUUCCCAUGGACAAUUUUGAAAUACAUCAUCAUGCCUAUUUAUUAUCAUCAAAAACAACGGGUCGCAAAAUUGCUCUCCGAGCAAACUCACGUAAUCACUCCUGAAAAAACUAAUCAACGCGCCUUGGCCUAA
Molecule: messenger RNA, 1549 nt
Organism: Caenorhabditis angaria
Lineage: Eukaryota; Metazoa; Nematoda; Chromadorea; Rhabditida; Rhabditidae
Source: the annotation of a GenBank genome assembly